This is a messenger RNA of Fraxinus pennsylvanica, 444 nucleotides long. NCBI's taxonomy places the organism in Eukaryota, Viridiplantae, Streptophyta, Magnoliopsida, Lamiales, Oleaceae. The record is from the annotation of a GenBank genome assembly.
AUGGAAGCUAGGAAAGAAGCACGAUUGGAUGAAGAUCUUCAAAGUGUUGGUUAUCUAACUAAAAAUGCCUCUCAUUUCAAGGCUCUUCAAGUAUACAUGGAGCAUCGGUAUUAUGGAAAAGCAAUCCCAUUUGGAUCAAUGGAAGAAGCCAUGAGAAAUGAGAGCACUCGUGGAUAUUUCAACUCAGCUCAAGCUAUAGCUGAUUAUGCAGAGCCUCAUCUGCCCCCAAUUCUUUACUUUGAUGAUAUAACUCCACAAAAUGGAUAUUACUCAAAAGUAACCAAGGAUUUCAAGGAGUUCAGCAAGCGUUGUUACGAAACUAUUCGAAGAUCAUGGUCAGAAAUUCGCUUCCAAGCCCAGUGGCCUCUCCAUUCUCGGCCAAAGGAUGUAGAUGUAAACGUCAUGGCAUUGGUUGCAAAUGCCAUGUUUUCUAGCAAGAAUUAG